Molecule: messenger RNA, 2163 nt
Organism: Gastrolobium bilobum
Lineage: Eukaryota; Viridiplantae; Streptophyta; Magnoliopsida; Fabales; Fabaceae
Product: zinc finger CCCH domain-containing protein 18-like
Exons: 8
Coding region: 240-1844 (534 amino acids)
Molecular function (GO): metal ion binding; RNA binding
Source: RefSeq, a predicted model, not a curated record
GAUUACAGAACACUGUAGAGUCAGUAACAUAUCAGUGUAGUGCUUUAAGAGUGUGUGUGGGGGUUACUGGGUUCAACUAUUUGAUUCUACAUAAAAAAGAGGGAGAGAGGUGGAACCAUCAAUUGGGUCUUUGCUACUCUCUGAAUUCUGAGCCUUUUCAAAAGCAUUCCUCUUUUUUCUUUUAGGUUUAGGAUGAUAUGGCUCUCUGAAUGUACAUGAAGUGAUAAGAUAAGAACGCUAUGGAUAUUUCAGACUACACAAGGAUUAUCUUUGAUAAAAUUAAGAAAUUCGAGCCGGAGCAUGUUUCCAAGAUAGUUGGAUAUCUCCUUUUGCAAGACCAUAGUGAGCAAGAAAUGGCUAAAUUGGCUUCAUGCCCUGACCAUUUCAUCCGUGAAGUGGCAUUUAAGGCCAAAACUGAUCUUCAAAGGUUAGCUGCUAAAUCAGCCAUGCUUGCAAUUUCACCUCCUGUCAACCCUCAACAAGGUUUAAGCCAUUUAUCAGUGAUCUCACCCAGAACUCCUACUUCACCACCAAGCUUCCAGGUUCCCUCUUCCUAUUGGGAUCCACAGUCUGCUAGCAAUACCAAUUUAGAAUUUAUGGCAAUGAAUAACUUGGGUUCUAUCACAGAACUUCAGAAGCAGACACAACUGUUCAGUUUGGAAAAUCAUAUAGAUCCUGUAAAUGCUGUAACUGGAGGGAUUGCUCAUGAUUAUUAUGGCUUAGAUGCUUCUGCAGUCAAUUUGGGUGGAAAAACUGGUAGAAGAUUUUCUGGCAUAUCCGAAUUUCCCUUAAAGAUCUGUCACUAUUUCAACAAAGGAUUCUGUAAGCAUGGAGCUAGCUGUAGAUACUAUCAUGGGCAAGUUUUCCCUGAGAUGUAUGGAAAUGAUGCUAAUAACGAGGAUCAGGUGGUUUCGCCCGGGUCAUUAGCACAGUUAGAGUCAGAAAUUGUUGAGCUCCUAAAAACAAAAAGAGGCAAUCCAAUUUCAAUUGCUUCCCUUCCAAUGGCAUACUAUGAUAAAUAUAAAAAGGUACUGCAAGCAGAUGGUUAUUUAACUGAGAGCCAGAGACAUGGUAAGUCUGGCUAUAGUUUGACAAAGCUUCUUGCGCGAUUAAAAAAUAGUAUUCGGCUAAUAGACAGACCUCAUGGGCAGCAUGCAGUAGUUCUGGUAGAAGAUGCUCCACAAUACAUGCAGAGUGGAGAUUUUGCUCACAAUAUUAGUGCAUCACGACAAAUAUAUUUGACAUUUCCAGCUGACAGCACUUUCACAGAGGAAGAUGUCUCAAACUACUUUAGCACAUUUGGGUGCGUAGAAGAUGUUAGGAUUCCAUGCCAGCAGAGAAGGAUGUUUGGAUUUGUGACUUUUGUUGAUUCAGAUACUGUUAAGGUGAUUUUGGAGAAGGGGAAUCCCCAUUAUGUUCGUGGGUCUAGGGUGCUUGUGAAACCUUACCGGGAGAAGGCAAAGGUUAUUGAAAGGAAGUACCCAGAUGGACUUGAGCCUGUUUAUUAUUCACCACACUAUGGAGAUGUGGACUAUGAACUUAAUUCAAUUCCUAGAAGUUGGGGGAACCCUAGAUCUCUAAGGAGACAGCUGAUUGAAGAGCAUGAGCAAGCCCUUGAAUUGCAGAGGAGCCGUCUUGCAGAGCUGCAAUUUGGCCAAAAACCUUUUGGCUUCUCCAUGGAUGGGUUGAGCGUUUCAGAUGAUCAAUUCAAUUUUCAACCUGCAGAAUCUUUCAGCUAUGAGCUGAAUGACAAACCCAGGCAUACUACAGACACCAACUUUUCUGAUGAUAACAGCGGUCAAGUACUCGAUCUCCCAGACAGUCCAUUUUCAUUUCUCCAAUAGAAAGUGGGAUUCAGGCAGUCAUAGUUUCCGAAACACACACAGGAGAAAUAUAGAGUUAAAACAGACACAGGUUAAAGGCAGCAACUUUCUUUUGAUACAUAAUACGGUUGAACUAUUUUCUCAGCUAGCUCAGCAGUUUAGUUAAAGUCUGACAAGUAAAUACAAGUUGAAGAAGAGACCUUGGAAGAAUUUUCUCUUACUGGAAUUGGUUGGAAUUAGUUAAAUGAUACAUGUAAGAAAAUUAUAGUUUUAAUUACAGAAGGGUGACAAAAGGUUUGGUUUUUAGAAGAUAUGUAGUUUGGAAGUUUUAUGAAGUCAU